Messenger RNA from Cyclopterus lumpus (lumpfish), 2855 nucleotides. RefSeq lists its product as uncharacterized. Gene Ontology annotation, molecular function: interleukin-17 receptor activity. The record is from RefSeq and is a predicted model, not a curated record. The transcript has 16 exons. NCBI's taxonomy places the organism in Eukaryota, Metazoa, Chordata, Actinopteri, Perciformes, Cyclopteridae. Bases 494 to 2674 code for a protein of 726 amino acids.
AUGACGUGGCUCCUCGGAUUGGACCCUGUCACACGUGUGUGGGUCAGAUUGUGUCUGCCCCAAGGCGCGUUGCCGACCGUCUCAACAACACACCUUCAACCCUCCGACAAUAGGCACUCUCGGAUCUGCCUCUGGCUCUGUUGUGAUUCAUUGAAUCAUCUUCAGUUCCUCAUUCAGUGAUGACAAACAAAAAACAAGUUUCAUCCAUCCCAAAAUGAGCAGGUCGUCGACCUGCGACACGCCCCAACCACCGAGCUGCUGUCAAUCAUCGGGAACAGAAUGCGCAGCGGCGUUCCGGUAAAUUUGGUGUCGGGACGAGGUCGUGGCGACUGGUCCCUCCGAGGAAGCCCCGGACACGCCGCGUGCCGCUGGGUACAUUCAGGCUGUUUAACGGGCUUCUUUAUCCUCUGAGUGUCGGAUGAGGGGAGUGUAACAGAGUCCACGGGUUUCCACGCGCGUGGAGAACGCUUGCGCUCUCUCUCUCUCCAAGAACAUGGCUCUCGCGCUCCUCCGGGUGCCACGCGCUCCUCUCACGCUGCUGCGCUUCUGGCUGUUCGUGUCCGCGAGAGCUCUGGAGGUGACCGACGGCGACGCACCCGAGCUCGGCUGCAGCGAGGGUUUGACCGCCUGCCGCGUGAGCGCAGCCGGCCGCUUCGCCGCCGCCCUGCCCGAUCCCGACGACACGGCGAACGUGACGCGCGUGCAGCUGAAGGUGAUCCUGCGCUGUUCGGCCUCUCAGGAAUGUGAACCGUACCUGCGGAUCCUGAUCGCCGUCCAAGACGUGAAUAUUACAGGGGAGCUUUCUCAGGAGUCUGGUGACCACGGUGAUGAGGACGAGUCGUUUGGCAUGAAUCCAACGUCGGAUGGAAGUGGUCCCGUUGUGCUCCCUGAGCCGAGAGCUCAGGUGAAACUGUGUAUCAGCUCCCCCGGCGCCUUUGAGUGUUGCAAGACGAUCCAGUUUAUAUCGAACUACUCCGGUUUAGACCGAGCGUCUUCCCAACAGCCCACACACGAGCUGCUGUUGACACAGAAAACAACGUUUGGCAUUCCGGUUGUGGUCCUCGUCUACGCGCAUUCACACGGAGCGGAAAUCAUCCAAAAUAUCACAAUCCCAUCAUUAAAAGAAGUUUGCUCCAUGAACCUUAAGGGGACUGAAAAGAUAUGUGAUGCUCCCAGAUUGCGAGUCGAGACGGAUCACAAGAGAAAUGUGGUGCUCCUCCGAAUGGAAAACACCGAGUGCCGGGUGGUGUGGAAUAGAACUGGAGAGGUUCUCGCGUGGCCCGAAGGCCAGAGGGAAAUGGUCCUUCCGUCACACUUCAUUGCACCGUGCCUGUGCUUCCAGGUAUGGUGCGAGGGAAAGACGCUUCGAAGUGAAUUCUGCCCUUUCGAAAAUCAUCAACAAGAUGCACUGGAAAUAAUGCAGAGCAACGUGACGGUGACUGUGGAGGAGUCCCGGAGGAGGGAGGGCGGCGCGGGCCUGACCUGGAAUGUGACCUCCCCCUGCAGACUGGAGGCCGAGGUGAGGCUGUGCAAGAAAGACCGUCCGGGAGGCCGCUGUGUAGAGGUGAGGGGCUCCAGACAGAGGCUGCACAACCAAUCACACGCUGGCUGGAGCGCCACGCGCAGAGGAUGGCAGAAAACGGGGGAGUUCAAUGUGUUGUCGCAUCCGCUGCUUUGUGUUCAGAUAAAGCUCCAUGGGAUGGAGUCAUUUUUAGAGCCCCAGUGUCCAUUUGCAACAUCUCGAUGGAGAUGGAGCCUCCCGAUCCUCCUCGGACUAAUACUGACGUGUUUGGCCAUACUUGGAGCUUAUUUAAUACAAGGGCUCCUAAAAGGGUACAUGUGGAGAUGGUUGAAAGAAGACGACGUUAGAGGCGCGGUGGGCGGUGGUCAUGUGGUGUUGCUGUACCCACCCGGUGACGACCCGGCUUUGCCAGAGCUGAUAAGUCACCUGGGCUCGUCCCUCCAAGCCCUGGGCUUCAGCGUGUCUCUGGACCUGUGGAGCCAGACCGAGCUCGGCGCGCUGGGCCCGGUGCCUUGGCUCCACUCCCGACUGAACACACUGCAGAGGCAGGGGGGCAAAGUGGUCCUGGUCCUAACCCAGGCCGCCCGGAUAAAGGCAGAAGAAUGGGGAGCUCGGAGCUGGGAUAGAAGCUCUCCCACGGAGGAAGAGGAGGAGGAGAAGGCAGGAAGAAGCUACACGGCCUCUUAUCCCUGCGGCGAUGUUUUCACCGCUUCAUUGAGCUGUAUCCUGGCGGACUAUUUGCAGGGUCGCGCCGGCGAGCGGUUCAUGUUGGCGCAGCUCGAAUCGCUUCCCCCCUCCCCUCCCGGUGGUUUCCGGCCGCUGCCGGAACUUUUCCGCGGCCUUCACGUCUACAGCCUCCCCUCCCAGAGCCUGGCUUUUCUGACCGAGCUGGCCGGGGCUCGGCAAAUGGCGACCGCAUCGGCCCGACGGAAAAGAGCGGGGGGCCUCCGGAUGGCGUCCCGGGCUCUGGCGCGCCGGGUGUCCGGGUUCACGGCGGGGACGACCGCCUCGCGCCUCGCGGGAGCGUCCCAGAGUUGUGUCGGGGCGGGAGUGGAAGAUUCGGGGGAAACGGUGCCCUUGCGGCCCCGUCUCAUCACGCCUCCCUCCAGCCCCGACUCCAACCACGAGGUCAGCGACAUGGAAUCGGUCUGACGGCAGAGGACGGCGCGAGAGAGCAGCCGGUAAUGAGCUGAAGGGAUUUCUCUGCGAGAUGCUCACGUGGCACAUUUUGCAUUGGCUGAUAAACAUCUGGGGUCUUCAUGUGUCGGCGGAAACGGGGAGCUUCAGUUUCAGCUCCAGAGAAAUAAAAAGCUCACACACAAUCAAGACUAUA